UGAGGUAGAAACCAUCAGCCAGGAUGCGAUUAAGUAAUUUCUCCAAUAAUGUCAUUCAUACAGACGAGACGUUGCAACUUGUGAGGGUUGUCUUGAGGUGUCCUCCUUGUCAUUGACAUCUCUCUGAUACCAGCUGGCCUCUCAAAUACAUUCACCACAGACUCGCACUCUCAGAUGUUCAUAUUUCAGGGCAGAAUUGGUUGCAGAUAAUGGUUGUAGAUUAUGGGAUGCAGAACAGAGCACAUUUCCUAUCAUAUUCUCAUGCAUUCAUGAAACUCAUAGCGAGGCCGGAACUGCGGUCAUCGAAGGUGCAUGCCGGUCGACAGCUGUGACGUCAUGGGCGCCAAAAAAGGCAAAGAUGAAAUGCUUAUGGCCUCGGCACCAGACCAAGAACCGGGCUACGGUAGCCUAGAUGGGACAUCGCGUGAAGAUUACGCUCAUAUGACACGUCAUGAAAUGCUUCUACACACUAGAAGACGACUUUUGAUUGCUGCAACAUUAUGUUUCGUAGUUAUGAUCGCUGAAAUAACAGGAGGUUAUAUCGCUGGUAGUCUUGCAGUAAUGACUGAUGCUGCUCAUAUGAUGACGGACUUUGUUUCAUUCGUUGUUGCACUUCUUGCUAUUUGCUUAGCAAGGAAGAAACCGAGUAAGAAGCUGACUCAUGGCUGGUACAGAGCAGAAAUCAUUGGCGCCCUUUUCUCUGUGCUUCUUAUAUGGGUACUGACGGGUGUACUCAUUUUCUUGGGCAUCAAACGGUCGAUGAGUGAACAUCUUGAGAUAGAUGCCGACAUUAUGAUCAUUACAGCAUCAAUUGCUCUAGGUGUCAACAUCAUCUUGGGUUUAGUGCUGCAUUUACGUUGUGAUGAAAACAAUCCCUGCUCUCCUAGUUUACCCGUUAUUGGUGCACAUGAUCAUGAUCAUGAGAAUGUCAAUCUUCGAGCAGCAACUCUACACGUCAUCGGUGACAUAAUUCAGAGUCUCAGUAUUCUUAUUGGAGCAAUUGUUAUUUAUUUCAGGCCAGAUUUGACCAUCAUUGAUCCAAUCUUAACCAUAGUAUUCAGCGUUCUUGUGUUUCUGACAACAUGCAGAUUGUUUCGUGACAUCAUAAUGGUUCUUAUGGAAGCUAAGCCGUCUUCUCUUGAUUACUCUGAUGUUCGUCGCCGAUUGGUCGAAAUAGAUGGCGUUGAGGGCGUUCAUUCAUUGCGGAUUUGGGCGCUGACAACUGGAGUAAAUGUCAUGAGUGCACAUCUUGUCAUAGCCACUCUUUACGACGGGGCACCAGUUAACGCACGUGGGAUAUUGAAAGAAGCGCGUCACAUCAUUGAGACAACGUUCGGAGUGCUCAACUCAACCAUUCAAAUAGAGUACAGUGAUGACGGAAUGGCGUUUGUAUGCGCCAGAACACCAAGCCCAUCAGACUAAACAGAGACAGCGCCCUCAAGAGAAUUUUGCUUGGCUUUUAUUAAAUAACCAGCAUCAUGUUACUUUGUAAUUUUAGUCUUUCUCCAUUAAUAAAAAGGGAAUAUGAGAAGAAGAAAAAUCUUAAAAUCGUUGUUCCAAAUUAACAAAAUUCUACAUGAAUAAAAGUAUUUCCUUAAGUUUUUAACAAGUAAAACCAUAUUUAAUUAUUUACCUUCUUCUUCGAGACCCUCAUCUCACUCGAUAAAUGUUGAGAUUGAAAUUCUGAAAAAGGGUUAUGCCUACACAAAAGUUUAUAACGAACCGUCGCGACGGUUCGUUAUAAACUUGUUUUGAGUAAUUACCAAACGUGUACCUUCGCUUUGUACGACGCGUCGUACAAAGCGAAGGAUACACGUUUGGUAAUUACUCAAAACAAUUAUUAACUUAAAAACUGACUUUGUAACGAGCAUUGAA
Messenger RNA from Asterias rubens (European starfish), 1875 nucleotides. RefSeq names its product zinc transporter 2-like. Gene Ontology annotation, cellular component: plasma membrane. The record is from RefSeq and is a predicted model, not a curated record. The transcript is spliced from 8 exons. The coding region runs from base 313 to 1422 and encodes 369 amino acids. Gene Ontology annotation, molecular function: zinc ion transmembrane transporter activity. Gene Ontology annotation, biological process: zinc ion transmembrane transport; response to zinc ion. NCBI's taxonomy places the organism in Eukaryota, Metazoa, Echinodermata, Asteroidea, Forcipulatida, Asteriidae.